GGCUCACACAGCUGUGUGUUUCGUAGUUUUUAUGUUUUGCGAGAGUACCUGUCUCGAGAAAUGUCGGAGAUGCGAAGACGAUUUUCACAAUCGUAGCACAAUGUCAGGGACAAGUAACGCACCGGAAUUUUUCGCGGCAGGCUAUUUCCAUAAGAUGAUGUCAAGCGGAUAAAUUAUGCCACGAAAAGAGAACACCAAAGCGAAAACAUGGGAGCGAGACAGAAGAAAACGUAUGAACACAUAUUUCAAAACAUUGGCGGAUCUUUUACCGCCCCAUCAGGAAGGUCGCAAACUCAACAAAGUCGACAUUCUAAUUCACGCUACAAAAUAUAUAAAAGACCUGCAUAGUCGUACCGAAGAGUUGUUCUCUAAUCGUGCAACUGAGGCACAUAAGGAAGAAUUGAUUCGUUUGAAAAAGCUCGUGACUCAACUAAUGUCUCGUACUCAAUUACUAUCUACUCUUCUCAAAGAAGCAGGAAUUUCUAUACCAACUGAACCAGCUCUUGAAAAAAUAUCCCCUUUAAAAUGGUCCAACAAAAUUAAUGUUGAUGAUAUAGAUAAAUAUUUUGAUAAGAUUGAAGAAAAAAAAACUGUAGGAACAAAAAAGAAGGAAAAAUCUGUGGAAAAUAAAGUGCCUUCUAAGAGAAAAUCUGUGACAUCAUCAGCUUCGAAAAAGCUGUCUGAAGAAACUGCUGUUGAUAAGAAUGUCUGUAAUUCGAUAGAGAAUCAGGAGAAUCGGGUGAAUUGCACCAAUAGCAAAAAUUAUAAUUCCGAUAAUACGAAUAGUGUAGCAGUAGCUGAAACUGGAUCAAAAGAAACAGAACAUUGUCAAAAUGAUUCUAUUAAUGGAGCCACUGCUACGGAUAAUACAAUAAAUACAAAAAAGAAACGUGUGGAAAAGAAAAUUAAAUCCCAAAAAACGUUGAAGAAGAAAAGUAAACGUAAAGAUAAGAAAAAAGCGGCAUUACCACCUGCAGUCAGUACUGUCACCAAUUUAACUCCCAAUACCCUCAUUUUCUCCGAUGGAAAGUUGAUGCCCUUGGUAGCUCCGAUGACAUCGAAUAUCAUUGUAAAUACACAGCAAGCGCCAACUAAUCCAAUUAUACUCAGUAGCACGCAGCAGAAUCAGAUGAUUGUGAUGCAGCCUUUGGCAAAUCGCGUUCAAAAUUCUGUCGUCUCUAUAUGUAAUCACGCUUUGAUCAACACUGUACAAAAAGUCACUCUGAACACUCUACCGGCGGCUAUUCACGCAAACAUGGUUGUCGAUUCUCACAGUUCGGUGUCCAAUGUGAAGAAUAUAAUCAACGCUACGAAAAUCGGUGGGCAUAAGGGCAUCUUGCCGAAAAGCAAAGAUACUACAAAGACGACCAUGACUUACAAAAUGCCUAUUCCGGCGAUACACAAGGAAAAACUGGAAAAGCCAAAAGACAGUGCGAAAAAAGAAUUGGAAGUGAAAAAAAGUUGCAAAAAUCACUCCAAAAACUCUAAAAGUGUUUUAAAUACGCCGGAAGUGAUUGAGGAAAAUAUCGAGAGGAAAUCGUCGAAAGAAAAUACUAUCAAGGUUCAAGAAGAUGUAACCACUGUGCGAAAAGCCGCUCUUAAACGCACUUUAUCCGCAGAAUCCGAUUCAGCAAAUGAACCGGAAGACAAAAAGCGAAAGAACACAAACAGCGAGAUAAAUACCGCUCAACCGAUCAUUUCGAAAGCGUCAGAUUUUAACAUCACUUGCAAAUCUAUCGAAAGUUUAAAGUAUGUUAUAGAGAAAAUAGGAGAAGAUAUCCCAAAUAAGCAUGUGACUACGAGUAACGAAAAAGAAUCUGGCGUUACGGAAUCAAACGAUGCAAUUAUGGAGGUAGCGAAUGAUGCGAGUCAUGAAAAUACGUCCAAAACAGACAAAAUGAUAAAUAUCGUGGAGACAAAUUGCCUCGAUAUGGACAAGGAAACAACCGAUACUGUGACGUCGCGGACUGUUUCGGACAAGUUUCCCAACGAAUUGCAUGAGACGGAUACGGCCGAUCAAUCGUCCAACAAUUUUAACAUGUCGAUAGACAAUAUAGCGGAGAAGAAUGAUGAAAACACGGAGAAUUUAGGUGCGAAAUCGACCUUGACUGAUAUUGAUGUGGCGGAAAAGGCUGUAGGUUCAAAUGAAUCAAAAAAUGAGUGCAAUUUAGGCAAACGUUUCGAUAAUCUUUUACGCGCGACGACAGCCAAGGAGAAGCAACAGACGCAAUGUGACACAAUGUGCACCGCAGAUAGUAACAAGAUCAUUCUAAAUUUAGAUACAAAUACUACGACAACUAUGAAAUCCGACGCGAGUGCGAAUGUUGUCGAUGCAGUAGCAUCGGUACCGAUAUCUUCAUCAUCGUCAUCAAUAUCAUCAUCAACAUCGUCAUCGUCUUCGUUGCUAUCUAGCAAUGUAAUUAACGAUGAGACUAAAUUGACAAAAACUUCGAAGGAUGAGAUGUCAAAAUCAUUAUCAUAUACCAGUGAAAAUACAUUUGUACCGAUCAGUAACAGAACUGAUGGAUUACACUCGGAUUUAUCUAAUGAUAUAUUUGCAUCGUUGCAAGUUCCGUCUAGUUCGCAUAAUUCGGAAUCGAUAUCGCCUACAGCAGCGUUCUUGAUGUCUUUUCCGUUGGUGUCGUCUUUGAACGGCAAGACUGAAGUCUUGGAUGAGGAGAUGAAAGAAGACUUCAAGUAUCACAGUCAGACUCCACCGAUGCUGUUACAAAUCGGCACCAUAGAGCCGAAUAGUUUUAAAAUUAAGACGUCCUCUCCGUCUCACGCAAUUGCAGAGAAACGAUUAAAGGCGUCUUGCGAAGAAAAAUCAGUCGCAUCGACGAACACAGGCAUAAUUGCUCCUGUAGAGUGCUCCACGACAAAAUCAUUACCAAAAGUGAUGAGCGAGGAGACAUUGCGGGAACCGUAUAAAAUAGUUCAAACUGUCUUAACAUCGAGUUUGGAAAAACCUGUGACAACUACCAAUGCAUUUUUUUCUCAUUCCUCAGUUAGUUUCUCCGCUGUGGAUUCCUCGUGCAUCUCUUCAAGUUUAGCAGCAAGUCAAAGUCGCUCGAGUCAACUGAUGACAACGAACGCGCUGAAUAACGUCAAUGUCGUCUCAUCUCAAACUUCUCAAGUGAACAUUUCUGCAUCUACGGAUAAAAGCGAUAUUAUGAAUUGCGUGACCCAAGAAACAACGAAUCGUAAUUCUGACAUAGCAUAUUCCGGAGCGCCAAACUUUUUGCCAAACUAUUCGACGGUAAAUAAUAGCGUGGGAACGUCGCAACAAACACCGAGCUUAUCUGUAUACAAGGACGCCAUGACGACAACUCAGAAUCCGAAUUCUACAUCAGUCGUUUCGCGCAUCGAAACCACUGACAGCUCUCAGAAUUUGUUGGACACUCGCCUCGAUUGUGCGACAGUGACCACGAAUUCAUCAUCUACGACUUUGCGAUCUUUCCAAGUGGAUUAUUCAGACCAGGGGAAGGAUAAAGGCUCGCAAAGUUCAUCGCAUGUUACCUAUCCAUCGCACAACAAGGUCGCGCUUAUUGAUUCUGGCGGCAUUGUUUCCGAUCAUCGUGUCGAUUACAACAAUCAGAUAGAUAGAAGUCUUCCGGCGACAUCUUUGCCCAAUUAUUCUGCGACAACCAAGGAGUGUCCUCUUCCAACUUUUCCUUCUCAGGACAUGCAACCCAUGUACAAUCAAUCUAAGGAUAACCACGUUCUCUUAGAUUUAAAUGAUUCUCAACAAACGUUUGAUGUUCACAAAAAACAAGAACAUAUCAUUGCGAGCUCUCAUAAUAAUUAUGCGCAAACGAAAACGAUGUCGCAGAAGGACUCGAUAACAUACACAAAUGGCGAGACAAACGAGACUACGAGCGCUUCAUCGCGGAACCAAGAUUACAUCACAAAGACCGUAAAUCAGGAAAAUCCUUUCCAACGAAAUUACAACAAGCUGAGCAAAAGCACAGACACGUCAGACAAUCCGAAUCAGACGGAUCAGAAGACAAAAUUGAACAGUAUGCUCAGCUCCAAAUCUCAGGAACAGCAACAGCGGCACAAUCACAUACGCGACUCGACUUAUGUUCCCGCCAAGAAAGUGGACGUAGAUUCGUUUGUCCAAUCGUUCCAGUACGACGUUAAGGAGACAAUGAGUAAUUCGAGCGAACGAACAAAUGUUUUAAAUACCAAUGACACGCAUAAUAAUUAUGUUUCUUAUACGAAUAACAAGAAUAGCAAGAAGACGAAUGCUGUUGCUUCAACAAACGCUAUGGCCAACAGCAAAUUAACGGCUGUACAACAAAACAUCGUUCCACGCUAUUCGCAACAUACGUCGUCCAACUAUGAACAGAAUACGAUGACGGAGAAUCACGCCAAAUCCACUACCACUGUUGCUCACAACUCGUCCAACUUUAGCAUUCUCUCGUGGACGACAUUUUCACCGGUCAGCGGCAGCGGUGGUGGCGGUAGCAACAACAACAACCACAACAACAAUAAUAAUUUGAUGCACUUUGAACAAGUACAGCCACAUCCGAACGAUAAUACCGAGGCAAAGGCUAUUUGUGAAAGUUACAAUUAUGUACCGUUACACAAAGAGAAUACGAAUUUCUCCAAUCAAGUAUUGAUUAACGACGAUUAUCCAACCGUGUCAACUGGAAUCGACAAGUUGCGACAGGGAAAGAUUGAGCCACAGAAGCAGUCUUUUGUCGAUACUUCAAAAACCAGGAAUGACCCAUCGAAGCAACAAAAUAGGAUGCAGAGUCAACAAACUGACAAUGACUAUAAAUUCGGCGAUGGCAAUAAAAGCAAGAAUAAAUACAGUAUGGAUUCGGACUACAAUAUGCAGAACGAGUAUAGCACUGGCAUGAGUCAACAGCAGUCUCAACAGCAUGGUUCGAAGAAUCAUCAGAGUCUGUCGUCCAAGCAGGAAAAAAUGAUCUACACCUACGAACCACAUAACUUUGAUUUGGCGGAAAGUAAUGUACAGAUGAAAUACUCAAUCGAGGCUUACACUGGUACGAAUUUUAAAUAUGCGGAAAAAACUACGCAACAACCAAGUCAGCACAAGUAUCAGACUCUUGUCCAAGGACAAAUUUCUGUUCUGCCACACGACAACGGUAGUUACAAUAGCAGUGACGUAAAGCAUAACCAGCAGCAGCAGCAGCAACAACAACAACAGUCGCACAGCGGUAACAAUAAUAGCGGCAGCAAAUCUAAGAGUAAUCAGCAUCCACAGCACGCAGUCAAGGCGCCAGUUAACUGGAUGAUGACGCCGGAAGUGAAACAUAACUCUGCAAGCAUUGCCGAUAUUUUACCACCAAUUGGCAAGGAGCUGGAAUUUUGUCAAAACAAUUUGUUUACUCAGACGUCUACGUACAAUCAGAGCACUCCGAAUCAAUUUUAUAAUAAUUAUGACGCAGCCGCCGCUCAUAGCUUCCCGAAUUUGCCAGUUCUACAAAGUGAUCCAAAGAGGUCUACGGAAACUUUUUAUUCCGAGGAACAACCGUUUCCAUGGUCGCCGACGAAAAAUAGCGUGCACAAUAGUGUCGAACAUGUAAUUGGCCAAUCAUCGAUCAAAUGUAUCGAUCAACAUAUCGUACCAUCAAGUCUACAAUCUCUGGUGAGUGAUCUUGAUCUGAGCGCCAAUCUAACGGAGAAGCAGAAUUUCUUGUUCGCCACUGCAACUCCCUCAUCAAGGAUCUCCACAGAGCAGGGUAAAGAUACGUCGAUAAAGGAGAAAGAGACAAACAAUGUGUCGGGGCGAGAUUUGCAUGCAAUACUGAACACUCAAAAUGCGCAACAUUCGGCUUCCACCUUUUUAUCAGUGAGUCAGUUGGUGGAGCAUGAAAAGGCAGAGAAGAACCAUCAGCAGCAUCAUCAACAUCAUCAUCCACAUCAGCAUUCGCAGCAGCAACAACAACAGCAGGCUAGAAAACAUCAAAGGAAGAGUAACACAAGUCCUAGAACAACAAGUAAACGACAAAUGGAUAUUCGCAAGUCUACUACGACCAAUGACAACUUGCAUCAAAGGCACGAAGAACAAAAAUCUUCUGGACCUGUGUUUACGGAACAGAAUUAUCAGCCGCAACAGCAACAAAAAUACCAGCAGAAUAACGUUCAUUGGAGAAGCAGGAACUGUAAGAGCAAUUACACCGCGGAAGCGCUAAUUGGAACCAGCGUUCACGAUGCUGGUAGCCAUCAUCAGGACAAGCACGCGUCGAUCAAGUUUACAACCAACUAUCCGCAGAAUAAAUUCCAGAAUGGUUUGUCUGCUGCUGCUGCCAUGGAUGCUACGGUAAUGCCGAUUAAUUACUUUUCCAGUGCGCCCCCGCCAGACGAUGGCGCCGCAGCCGGUUACGGUCAAUCAGUGGUCAAUCAGAAUUUUAACACGUACGCAUAUUCGUCCAACUCUGCCAAUUCUAUAUAUCCUACCGGUAACUUUAUCACCAGUAUUUCUACCAACACGUCCAACAGUUAUAUGGGUAUGCAACUGCAUGACAAUACCGCCGAUUACGUGCAAGAGACCAACAGCUUCUUGUUGCCAAACAUGGGAGGAACGAGCUCGUCCAGCACCGCGAAUACAUCCAGUGCAAAUACAAUUUCCACCUCGACGAAUGCUAAUGGAAAGAAUCCUCAGCACUAUGGAAAACAUCCGAAUUGCGACAAACGUUCAUACUCCACUGCUGCGAAAAAGGGCAAACGUAAGAGCGCUAUUGAAGCUGGUCCGAUGCAGAAUCUUGCAGAAUUCCCACUGUCUGGCAUCAAUUCUCCAUUGGAAGACUACCAUCAUCAUUCGGCAACGUUCUUGGCGCCGCCGCCUCCGCCACCGCCCCACGCCAAUCCACUUUAUCAGAAUCAUCCGCAAACGAAUGUAUACGCUAAGACUGUCAAUGGUCUUCCUCCACCUCCACCGUCGGCCAUGAGUGCUCAAGGUGCCGCGACUAGUUUCUCGAUGAAUUCCAAUAUGGUGCGCGGAGGAAUCGUCUCGAGCAAUCCGAUGGCUAUGCCGCAUCAUCCCUCUGGAGGCACCAGUCUCACCAAUUUCAAUUUAACCACAAUAUUUCCUGAAAUGAAUGAUAAGGUCACCGGAUAUAAAUCUUCAAAUGGUAUACCAUCCGGCCUAUCGCAGACUGCAUCCAAUCAGACUGCAACCUAUACGCAACGAACUAAUUAUCCGUCGAAUUCUCUGUGUCAUUUGCCGCAACCAUGUUUAUAGAGUUUCUACACUUAAUAUGACCCGAUUACAUAUGGUUCUGAGGAAUAAUAUGUAUAUGUAUUAUUUGUAAGUACUGGAAAGUACGCGAUUUACCAAUAACGUUUACUUUCUGUUUUCUUUUUUGCCUCUAUCUUCCGACACACACAUACACACACAUACACACACACAUACAUAUAUACACAUACACAUAUAUGGAAUAAAUAUAAAAAUCUAUCAAUCUAUCAUAGUUUGUAAUACGAUCAAUCGGCAUUUGUAUAUAAUGUAAAU
Molecule: messenger RNA, 7483 nt
Organism: Camponotus floridanus (Florida carpenter ant)
Lineage: Eukaryota; Metazoa; Arthropoda; Insecta; Hymenoptera; Formicidae
Product: serine-rich adhesin for platelets
Exons: 7
Coding region: 176-7216 (2346 amino acids)
Molecular function (GO): protein dimerization activity
Source: RefSeq, a predicted model, not a curated record